Molecule: messenger RNA, 5372 nt
Organism: Ctenocephalides felis (cat flea)
Lineage: Eukaryota; Metazoa; Arthropoda; Insecta; Siphonaptera; Pulicidae
Gene: MESR4
Exons: 3
Coding region: 330-5372 (1680 amino acids)
Biological process (GO): regulation of transcription by RNA polymerase II
Cellular component (GO): nucleus
Molecular function (GO): RNA polymerase II cis-regulatory region sequence-specific DNA binding; DNA-binding transcription factor activity, RNA polymerase II-specific
Source: RefSeq, a predicted model, not a curated record
AUAGUGCUCGUAGUGUUGUCUUUAAACAUUGAUUGUAUUUCGUGUAAUUUUAUAUUAUGAUAGGUAAAACUUGUAUUAAAAUGUCAUAUCUUGAGCUAGCAACUUAUUUGUUUGGUUAAAAUAAAGUUGACAUGUAUGUUCCAUCGUUAUGUUAAUAUUAAAAAUGUGAAAUAUAGUUAGCAGCAUAAUUAUUGAAAUAUGGAAAAGUAACAUUGGGGAUAUAAAAACAAACAAACAUCAAUAUGUCUGCUAUGGUGAAUUAAUAUCUAAACAGUUAGAUGGUAUCCCAAUCAUAUUUCACUCUUUGAGGAUAGAUAAUAAACAAGGUAAUGGAUAAUACGAAUGUCAUAGAAAAAUCUUUGCCAAUGACUUCAGCUAUUUUACAAGAUAAAUUAAAACCUGGAUUGAAUUUCAAUGGCCAUGACUUAAAUUUGGUUAAAAUAAAUGGGAGUGAACAUGACAACAAGACAAAUGUUGUACAUACAGAUAAUAGCUUGUCUAUUGAGAUUUGCACUGAAGCCUUGGAUAAUAAAACAAAAUUAGUUUGCCUUCCUGAAGUAGGACUGAAAAAUAAUUUGAAGAGACCCCAUGUUACAGAUUGUGAUGAUAAAGCUGUGGACGAUGCUGAAUACAAAAAUGAUCCUAAAAAACGUACUGUAAAACCAUCUAUUAAUUUAUUAGAUAAACAUCAAUGUGACACAAGAAUGAAGAAAAUUUCACCUAUUGAUAGUUUAAUUUUGUCAAAAUUACAAGAUGAUCCUAAUACAAUGGAUGCAGAAACCAUUGCUGCAAUAGGUAAUGAAGCAAAUGUCAAUAAUUUUAAAGUGCUACGAGAUAAUCAUGAUCAACUUAAGAAAAUUACUAAAAACUCUAAUGGUGAAAAACAAUUGGAAUAUGCCCAAUAUUUAGGUUUGCAACCAUCUGUGAAAUUUAAAUGCUUUAGAUGUUCUGAAAAUUCAUUCCCAAACUACAACAGUUUAAAGGAACAUCAAAAAAAAUGUCUUCUAGAAAGAAAAAUUGUACUGCAGUCACCAGUUCAAAGUUCAAGCCAGGCUCAGUCAACUAAUUUUCGAAUUACUCGUAAAGUGUAUUUAUGUUCAGCUUGUGGAACAUAUUAUGAAAAUUGGAAUCUGUUUCUUCAUAUGCAAACUGUUCACAAAAGAUAUAUUUGUCUUUUUUGCUUAGGAAUGUUUUCUUAUGCAGAGAAGCUUUCUUCUCAUCUUGAAAGUAAGCAUAAUGUCAUAGAAAAAAAAAUUUCUGGAGAUGAUGAACUGAUGAAAGUAUACAAUGGAUCCUGCUUUUUUAUGUGUUGCACUUGUGAGCAUGUCUUUACAGAAAGGGAUAGUAUUUCUGAACACUGCUGCAGUGAUUAUCAGAAGCCCUGUGUAUUUUGUGGUUUAGUGGGAAACCAUAAAAAAAAUUGUAAAGGUGCUUUAAAACAAAAGACUAGUAGCAAUACAAAGAAUAAUACAAUUUCAUCAAAAUUGUGUAAACUUCAAAAACAAAAACUACGAUCUAAAUUGGGCCAGGAAGUUCAUAUUACAGGCGAUAGCAUGCCACCAACUGUUGCCGACUCUGCAGUAACUUUUGAUGAACCGAACUUUAGUCCAGCUGCUUUAUGUGUUGUUGAUAUGGAUGGAAAUAAAGAUAAUGUGGAGAAGGAAGAAAAUAUAUUGUCCGAAGAAAAAUUUUCUAAUGGCAUUAAGAAUAUUAAUACUUGUGAUAAUAAUGUGAUCACUGUUAAUAAAGAUGAUGGAUUAUUAACUGAUGAUGAUAAGAGAAAUUGCUUUAAUCAUGAUGUUGAUAUAUCAGAAGUGAAUGAAAAGGAUCAUGAAAUUAAUAUUUUGCAAUCAGAUGGGAAUGUUUCUGUUGAAAACUCGACGAACAUGUUGAAAGAACAAUAUGUGAAUUUACAAGGAACUGGAAAUGAGUUUUAUACCAAUAAUAAUUCAAGUUCUGUAGAUUCUAUUAUGGAAGAUAUAUCUAAUGUGAAUGUGGAUAAUACAAAAUUAGUCAACGAUACUGAAGAUGUUAUGAAAUCAUCUGAAGAAAAAUCUAAUGGAUCUAUUGAUGAUAAUUUAUUAAAUGAAAAUAACAGUAAUGAUAAUGUGCAGGUAUAUGAUUCAUUAAAAACUACCAUCAAAAUUCCAAAAUUGACUGUGAAAUUGCCACGAGGUUUUACUGAUAUAGAAUUAAAUACUUCUUCAAAUUCUGAUAGCGAGAAUGAAAAUUUAACAAUCAAGGCAACAGGUAAUAAUGUACAUGGUAGCACCUCUUGUGGUAAUGAUGAUAAAUCUGAUGAAAAACUUACUGAUAAAGAAGAUGAUCUUAAUGAAAAUAAUGAUGGUGAACAAAUUGAUUCUGAAAAUAAUGAAAAUACUUAUAUAACAAAUGAUAAAUUAGAUGUGAGCACGAAGCUUAAUGCCAAUAAAGAAAAUGAUAAGCAGCUCUCAACAGCUGACAACAGUGACAAUUUAAUAAUUGCUGGAGAAGAUGUUACGAUUUUUGAAGUUACAUUGGAUCAACCAUUACACAAAUUGCCUGUAGUAGAUCUGAUGAAAAAAUGUUUAAGUAUUACUGUACAUUCAUGUUUAUUUUGCAAUCAUGUACGAAAAAUAGCCAUAAAUGGAAAACAAAUAGGAAUCCAUUUAAUGGCACAGCAUAGAUUUCGAGCUAUUGUAGAAAGUAUAACUGCAGAAGAACUGUUACCUGAAACAAUUGUAGCACGCAUUACACAAAGUUUAUCGGAAUUAGAAAAAGUGUACUUUAAUCUGGAAAAUUAUGAUAGUACUGAUAAAACUCUAUUUGUACCUUAUGAUGGUUUUCAUGAAUGUUUUAGAUGCAGAUUUAUAACAUCCAUUCAUAAAGAAUUAUAUUUGCAUAAUCGAAAGUGUCAUCAGAAAGCAAUUGUUCUGUGCACUAUGUGCAAAAGUACAUUCUAUACAUAUAGUGAAUUGUUAUGUCAUUUAUGUCCAGGUACGUAUGAACAUACUGAAAUGCGUGAACUUAUAUAUAGAUGCUGUUUGUGCGACUUGGAUAAUUUGCCAUCUGCAUUUCGCCUUAUGGUUCAUUUGCGUAAAAGGCAUCAUACUUGUGAUGUAUGUUUAGAAUCCUGCACCGACCAAUCUAGACUUUCAAAUCAUGUCUGGAAGCAUAAACUUCAACAUUUGUGUUAUCGCUGUGGUAUAUCUUAUCGAAACAAGCCUGAUAUCACCAAGCAUUUAUUUUGGAAACAUGGUACAGAAAGCGUUUUAUGUAAAAGAUGUCUACAAAAAAAAUGGCCUCACGUUUAUCAUUUUUGCAUUUUACCAAGCUCAUUUGUGUGUGAGGAAUGCGGUUUAAGUUUUACAAAAGCAGUAGCCCUGAAGGUUCAUAAGAGAUUGCAUAAUGACUAUCGUCCUUAUUCAUGUGCUGAAUGUGAUAAAAAAUUUGUUUCUAAAAAGCUGCUUGUGAAACAUUCUAAAUUGCAUAUUGCACCUCUGUUGACUAACAUUAGUAGCAUUAACAAUGAUGGAGUUCUUAAUGAAUCAAAAGAAUUUAUCUCAAAUAAUUCAUGUUCGAUCACUUCUGAAAAUUGUGAUAAUUAUUCACAAAAAGCAAGAAAAAAUAAAAAAAGUCAUAAAGAAAGUUUAGAAGAUGUUGUUGCUGAUUUGCCAGCAUUGAAUUUAUCAGAAAGUGAUAGUAGUGAUGAAUCUGAAAUGGAAAAUAAAAAUAGUACGGAGUCAAAAAUAUAUGAAUCAAAAAGUAUUAUGCAAAUGGAGAUUGGCGAAGAAGAAGUCAACCCAGUCCCAGUCAUGUUGGAUAUAUGGGAUAAUUUUAAAACAUAUCAAGCAAGUAUUGAUAAAACUGAAAAUUCAUAUGGUGAUAAUGUUGAUGAAUUGAAUACAGUCCCAAUUUUGCAUGUAUGUCAAUCAGAUCAUGAUUAUUGUGACUUUGAUGAUAUUAUACAAAAGUCAAAAGGACCUCAUAUUGACUUUAGCAAUAGUGUGUUAAAACCUUCUCCUAAAAAAAUCAAGACACCAAAGCGAAGAAAUCGUAAUUCAUCUUCAUCAAGUAAUAGUUCAGUUACUAGUUCAAGUUGUUCUUGUGGUGAAAAUUGCAGUUGUAGUAGUUCAUCAGGAAGUUCUUCUAAUUCUUCAGGUUCUAGUUCUGAAAGCGAAAGUUCAAGUUCAGAAGGCAAUAAUAAGAGAACAAAAACCAAAAAAGAACUUCUCACUACACAAGUAUCAGAUAUUAAAGAUAUUGAUGAUGAAAAAAUGUUAGAAUCAAUAUCUGAAGAUAAUCAUAGUAAAUCUCAAGAAUUACCAAUAUUUGAAAGUGAUCUAGAUACAGAUGAAAGUGAAACUGAUGAAGAUUUUUAUGAUGAAUAUCCACAACGGCUUGCUAAUAAAUUGAUGGCAGAAAAAAGGAAUCAACUAAUUUUAUUAGCUUCUUUAGGCUCGUCUAAUGAUGGUAGUAGUGGUGGUACUGCAGAUUUAAGUCGUACUUCUACCCCCAGCUUACCUCCUGAUGAAAAGCUUGUUGUGAAAAAAGUUAAAUCUAAAAAACGCAAAAAGGAUAAGAGAAAUAGAAUUUGUGAUUCUGCUGCACCAGCAAUGGUUAAUAUACCAAUUAUUCCACCUAUAUCUUUAAAAAUUAACAUUCCAAAGAAUCCUGAAAUCAUGAAUCAAAAUUCAGAACAUCCUGUUAAAAUAGUUGUUUCAAGACCUGUAACACCAAAAAUAGAUUUAAAGCCAAUACCUUCUGCAGUACAAGCAAUACCACCUCUUGUUGUUAAGACUCAAGUGGGAAAUUUACUACGAGAAACUGACGACAACAAGCGAGCCAGCAAACGAAGACGUAUUCCAAAUAAAUUUUAUGGAUAUUCAAGUGAUGAAGAGACUGGAAUGCUAAAGCCGCAAGCUCCUCCUCAACUUACUUGGCAUAAAGAAGACUUACCAGAGCAGCCGCCUAAAAUAGUAGAACCUCCACCAAGGGUUCCACCGUUGCCUGUUCAUCAGAUUUUAGCUCAACAACAAAUAUCUGUAAUGAAACCAUUGAGUGAUUUAAGUGAUAAUGCUAAGAGCAGUCCAAGUGAUGAAUCAUCUAGUGAUGAAGGAACUUUACAUAUAAGUCAGCCAACAGUUUCCUCCAAUAUUCCAGGCACAACAAUUUCUUCAGCUAGCAUAAGACAAGCAAAAGAGGGAGAAAGUGUCUAUUGCUACUGCCGUUGCCCAUAUGAUGAAGUUUCUGAAAUGAUUGCCUGCGAUGGUGCAACAUGCAGCAUUGAGUGGUUUCAUUUUGAAUGUGUUGGUAUAAUGGUUCCUCCUAAAGGUAAAUGGUACUGUCCAGAAUGCAGGCAGAAACACCCGCAACAAGAUGAUUUUUGUUAA